AUGCAAGCACGUGAAGAUGUGACUCUACAGCCCGACCCUGUGGUGAGCAGUCAGUACUUCACCCUGCAGGGUGGCAGCGGUGGGGGAGGGGGUGUCGGGGGUUCGGGGGUGGAGAGGCGGACGUCAGCCCCCCCAGUGAUCCUCAGUCUGGAGUCGCCCAGGUUCCACCCUCAGGCCAAGGGGAAGAACAUCAGGCUGGACGGUCAGCUGAGACGAGCUACCAGGAAGAACAGCUUCUGCAACGGAAUCACCUUCAGCCAACGACCUGUUAGACUCUAUCAGAAGGUGCGUCUGCGUCUGUCCGGUGUACACAACGGCUGGAGUGGUGCUCUGCGGUUCGGUUUCACCAGUCUGGACCCUAGCGAGCUCAACUCUUCCAACAUCCCCAAGUACGCCUGUCCGGACCUGGUGACGCGGCCGGGCUCCUGGGCCAAAGCCCUGCCGGAACGCCUGGCGGUCCGCAACAACGUCCUGUCCUUCUGGGCCGACAGACACGGCCGUGUGUUCUACAGCAUCAACGAGGAGGAACCCAUCCUCUUCCACUGUGGUCUGAGUAUAGGAUGUCCGCUCUGGGCCAUCAUAGACAUCUAUGGUCUCACCCAGGAGGUUACACUGCUAGAGAGCAAGUUUGCAGAGAGUGUCGGGUCCAGUUGUCUGUCUGCGGCCCGUCUCAGUGCCUACCUCCCUCAGAGCAGCCACGACUCCGCAAACUACAAUAAUAACCAGCUAGAGAACAACCAGGCCACUGCGAAGAUGGCGACGUUACAGCUCAACAACUGCAGCUCAAAUUCUCUCAACAACUACAGCCAGAUGAUCCCCUGUUGUACCACAUCUUCCUCCUCCACAACAUCAUCAUCAUCGUCAUCCGUCCCAUUCUCCGCCCCCCGGUUGGUCCGAGCCGGGCUCCCCUCGCCGCUCGACACCGACCUCCACUUCCAUCCAGUCCGUGGCCCGGACGUCAUCCUGUCAGCUGAUCGCUCUGCAGCGUGUAUCCACUUCCUUGAGUCUUCGAGGACUCUGGUGUUCUCAGAUCGCCCCCUAAGGGUCAGGGAGACGCUCUACGUCGAGGUCGGUCAUCUCGGCCUGCCCUACUUCGGGGCGCUCCUUUUCGGACUGACCUCCUGCGAUCCGGGGUCCCUCCAUGCUGGGGAACUUCCUGCCGACCCAGAGGUUCUGCUGGACAGGAAGGAGUACUGGGUGGUGUACCGCGGCUUCCCCAUGCCCUGCUCCGGGGACGUUAUGUCCUUCAGCCUGACACCCAGCGGUGAGGUGCAUCAUGGGGUCAACGGGGCGUCCAGAGGGAGGCUGCUGUGUGUCGAUUCAUCACAGAAACUCUGGGCCUUCUUUACCCUGCAUGGAGCGGUCAACAGACUCAGGAUUCUGGGCACGCUCCAGUCCAGCCCUUCCUCCCCCUCCUCCCAGAGCAGUAGUAGCAGUAGUAGUCCAGACGACAGUGAUUCUGACCUGGCCUUCAGCGUCAACAGAUCCUCCUCCGAGUCCUCCCUGGUGACGGCCCCCAGCUCCCCUCUCAGCCCCCCUGUCUCCCCCACGCUGUCUUCCCCACCCUGUCUCCCCCACCCUGUCUCCCCCACCCUGUCUGCCCCAGAGCUGCCCUCUGGUGGUAAGAACGGGGAGUGCACCGUCUGUUUCGACCAGGAAGUGGACACAGUCAUCUACACCUGCGGUCACAUGUGUCUGUGUAACAACUGUGGGCUAAAGCUGAAGAGACAGGUCAAUGCCUGCUGUCCUAUCUGCCGCAGGCCCAUUAAAGACGUCAUCAAGACAUACAGACCAUGAGGGGACUGGGACAUUACUGCAGCAGGCAUUGUCUAGAGCAGGGAUAUACAACUCUGACCCUACGACAUCCAGAGUACUGCUGGUUUCCUGUUCUACGUGAUAAUUCAGCGCACACCUGUUGUCCCAGGUCUAAAUCAGUCCUUGAUUAGAGGGGAAUAUUUAUUUUUUUAAAGAAGUGGAACUGGCUUUGAGGUCCAGAUUUAUAUUUGAGGGCUAUAGAGACAGACUGGACACCAUUUCAACAGGCCCAUCAAGGUCCUCAUUAAGCCGUCCAUGAGAGGAGAAACUACUGGGACAGGCAGGCAGGGCUCUGUCUCCACCCCAGAGACGUCUCUUACCAAACUGGACACUCUACACUACAGCAGGUCCAUCAAGGACCUCCCUCAUCAAGACAUAUUGGCCCUGAUAGACUGGACACACUGCAGCAGGCAGGCAGACUCUCUCUCUCUCUCUACUCGUCUCUCUACUCGUCUCUCUCUACUCGAGUCUCUCUCUACUCGUCUCUCUACUCGUCUCUCUCUCUACUCGUC
This is a messenger RNA of Salvelinus namaycush (lake trout), 2327 nucleotides long. RefSeq names its product neuralized E3 ubiquitin protein ligase 1B (gene neurl1b). The coding region runs from base 1 to 1797 and encodes 598 amino acids. Gene Ontology annotation, biological process: ubiquitin-dependent endocytosis. The transcript is spliced from 7 exons. NCBI's taxonomy places the organism in Eukaryota, Metazoa, Chordata, Actinopteri, Salmoniformes, Salmonidae. Gene Ontology annotation, cellular component: early endosome. The record is from RefSeq and is a predicted model, not a curated record. Gene Ontology annotation, molecular function: ubiquitin protein ligase activity.